CCCUCCCACCCACCACCAUCACCAACACCUCCCCUCCCUCCUCCCCCUCCCUCCCACCCACCACCACCACCAACACCUCCCCUCCCUCCCUCCCACCCACCACCACCACCACCAACAACUCCCCCUCCCUCCCUCCCUCCCUCCCCCUCCCCCCCUCCCUCCCUCCCACCCUCCCACCCACCACCACCACCAACACCUCCCCUCCCACCACCACCAACACCUCCCCUCCCUCCCUCCCUCCCACCCACCACCACCACCAACAACUCCCCUCCCUCCCUCCCUCCCUCCCACCCACCACCAUCACCAACACCUCCCUCCCCCUCCCCUCCCUCCCACCCACCACCACCACCACCACCAGCACCACCACCAACACCUCCCCCACCAACACCUCCUCCCCCUCCCUCCCUCCCUCCCUCCCUCCCUCCCUCCCACCCACCACCAUCACCAACACCUCCCCUCCCUCCCUCCCACCCACCACCACCACCACCAACAACUCCCCUCCCACCACCACCAACACCUCCCCCUCCCUCC
This is a messenger RNA of Oncorhynchus keta (chum salmon), 531 nucleotides long. RefSeq lists its product as uncharacterized. The annotation marks the transcript as partial. The transcript has 4 exons. The record is from RefSeq and is a predicted model, not a curated record. Lineage: Eukaryota; Metazoa; Chordata; Actinopteri; Salmoniformes; Salmonidae.